AUAUCAAUAUAGAUUAAUGUUGUUGCAAUGGCGCCAUUCACCACCGUCACACCGCCCACCGUCACCUGCUACCUCUCUCCUACAUGAUGUCUUUCAUUUCACUCACCUCUCUCACUCUCUAAUUCAUUCUCUUUCUUUUCUCCCAUUUUCAUCAAUUCUCCAACAAAAAUGAGAAAAUGCACUGUGCAGGCGUUGGGACUCGCUAUUGCCUUCUUCCUUUUACUCAUCCUCCUAACCCCAUCCAUUCCUCAGCCUCAGCGAUACCAUGACUUCGCUGACAAGCGCGAAUUCUUUGGCAUUCCCAAUGCACUUAACGUGAUAUCAAAUUUCCUAUUCAUGGUUAUUGGUCUCAUUGGCCUUGUGCUUUGCCACCGUAUGAACUAUUUUAACAUCAGCAUCAGUUUGCAAGGUGAACUAUGGGGUUGGACAUGCUUCUAUGUUGCUGUGACUUCAGUUGCUUUUGGGUCUUCAUACUAUCAUUUUGGCCCAAAUGAUGCAGGACUUGUGUGGGACAGGUUGCCGAUGUCUGUUGCUUUCGCGUCUCUGUUGGCAAUCCUUGUCAUUGAAAGGAUUGAUGCAAAGAAGGGAACAAUUUCAAUUGUCUCUCUAAUUAUGGCGGGCAUAAUGAGCAAUGUGUAUUGGAGGUUCUUUGGUGACAUCCGUUUAUAUGUUCUGGCCCAAGGUGCAUCAUGCAUUGCCAUACCUCUCAUGGCUACUUUAUUGCCUCCAAUGUACACGCAUUCAGCAUAUUGGCUCUGGGCUUCAGGAUUUUAUGUUCUAGCUAUGCUGCAAGAGGCCGCCGAUAGAGUGAUUUAUUUACUGACGUUUCACAUUGUCAGUGGUCACACACUUAAGCAUUUGUCUGCUGCAAUGGUUCCUAUCAUCCUAACAGUCAUGCUUGCAAAGAGAAGUGUUUACUCGGAGAAGCUUUUGCAUGCAAAGUCUGCUUAACACGUAAAGCAUUUCCCUGAUUAUGAUCAAAGAAGGCAUUUGAGUUGUGGAAUGAUCUCAGCAAUGUCAUCCUUUCUCUCCCACUGAAGAGAAAAUAGAAAGCUUAAGCUGCUUAGUGGUGCAUGGAGCAUAAGUAGUUUGUUAAAUAUUUAUGUUUAUAAACUUUUGUGCUUUAAGUUGUACUAAAAAAAAAAAGAAGGUACGUGGAUGGAACUAAUCACACCCUAUCAAUUGUUAUACAGUAACAUUCACCUUAAUUAGCUUCUUGUUUAUACAGUCCUGUCCCGAUCUUCAAUUUAUAGCCAGUAUUAAAAUAGAAGAGGUAGUCCAAGUAGAUGAAGAAUGGAAUCUUGACUCAUUCAGUCACUGUUCUCUGAUUUGUAUGGAAGAACCUUUCUCUGAUUUGUAUGGAAGAACCUUUGUCUGGCAAAUAUUUAAGGUAAAAUGUGAUUUUUGUUUUU
Messenger RNA from Glycine soja, 1412 nucleotides. RefSeq lists its product as uncharacterized. The record is from RefSeq and is a predicted model, not a curated record. Lineage: Eukaryota; Viridiplantae; Streptophyta; Magnoliopsida; Fabales; Fabaceae. Bases 169 to 951 code for a protein of 260 amino acids. Gene Ontology annotation, molecular function: hydrolase activity, acting on carbon-nitrogen (but not peptide) bonds, in linear amides. Gene Ontology annotation, biological process: ceramide metabolic process. The transcript is spliced from 7 exons. Gene Ontology annotation, cellular component: membrane.